Paecilomyces variotii is the source of this 2086-nucleotide messenger RNA. Its product is annotated as putative histidine acid phosphatase. Bases 143 to 1876 code for a protein of 577 amino acids. Gene Ontology annotation, biological process: dephosphorylation. The transcript has 2 exons. The record is from RefSeq and is a predicted model, not a curated record. Gene Ontology annotation, molecular function: phosphatase activity. NCBI's taxonomy places the organism in Eukaryota, Fungi, Ascomycota, Eurotiomycetes, Eurotiales, Thermoascaceae.
GGCAUCGAGAUACUUAUUCUUGCUGUUACCCAGAAGGAAAAAGCUUUGAUAGGCAUUCUCAGUCAUCUCCUACUGACACUCCUGGAGUCCAGCUGGUUCUGGAGGGCCACUCUACCCUCCCACACCAUACCCAUAAAACAAGAUGCGACUACUACUUGCCGCAAUUACUGCCCUGGUGCUGCAGGCCCAGGUCGUUUGGACACAGGCUCUCACAGAGACGAUCUGGAGUGUUGUCGCCUUUACACUAUAUGGCGAUACCACACCGACUGCUUUCUCCGUGCCGCGCCGAUUGACAUCUCUCGGGGCCCAAGAUUUAUACACGGCUGGUUCUAUCUUCCGCGACAGAUAUGUGGCCUUGAUUUCCAAUGGCAAUCAAUCGCACACGGGAGUUCAAGGGAUAUCCCCCUACAUUCUGAGUGCAGAUCAAGUGAACAUAUAUUCGACUUCGGAUCAGUUUGUUGCUGCCUCAGCUCAAGCAUUUAUCCAAGGGCUUUAUCCUCCUCUUAGCAUAUCAUAUAAUGGCACCUACCUCGAUUCCGCCUCCACUUUGGCCAACGGCUCAGUUGUCAGCUAUCCGCUCAAUGGCUAUCAAUAUGCCGACAUCUAUACAGCAGGCUGGACUGACCCCUAUUCGACCGCAGUGGCCGGACAGACUGACUGCUUCACGCACCAAAUGUCAGAGUGGGCAUACCAGAAUACCCCGGAAUUUUCCCAAAUCAAGGAAGAUACGCUUGGAUUCUAUGCCUAUAUUUACGAACUUGCGCUUACGGGCGUAUACGAUGAGGACCAUGCGAAUUACGAGAACGCUUACGAUAUCUCCGAAUAUCUGGAAUAUUCGUAUUUGCAUAAUUCCACUUUGCAAGAUAUCCUGACUGAAGAGGAUAUCAGUUAUGCAAGAGCGCUCGCAGAUCAGUAUGUCUAUGCGACGAAUGGCAACGUCACAGGAUACGGCCAACGGAGCAACGAUAGCCAGGUUUCGACCAUCGCCGGAAGGACCAUGGUACAGCUCGUCGUGGAUUCCUUCAACUCUAGCAUCCAGGCGCAAGGCUCUGAAGCGAAAAUGUCCCUGAUAUUCGGAAGCUACGAGCCCGCUGUGGCGUUUGCAGCGCUAGCCCAGAUGUCAGAUCUCAACUCCAACUUCUACGGACGUCCAGUUCCCGGUGCUUCGCUCGUUUUCGAGCUGUUCAGUUACGAGAGUGAAUCGAACGUCGAGUACCCCAGUGUCUCCGAUCUCUACGUUCGGUUCCUCCUCCGCAACAGCACUGAUGCCUCAGAGGGCUUUACGUACUAUCCACUGUUUGGCUACAGUCCCAGCCAGAUCGCUGUUCCGUACACAGAAUUCGUGGCGGAAAUUGCUCAGUUCGCCGUAUCCUCCACAGCAGAAUGGUGCGAGAUCUGCGGAAGCGAAGCGAUCUUCUGUUCUGGUUCAGUCCCCUCGGACUCGGAAGAGCGAACCGGCGCCUCGAAGAAGGGACUUAGUCUUGCUGGUGCAGGAGCCAUUGGUGCAUGUGUCACUCUUGUUACUACAGCUUUAGUUGCUGCUGUCGUUCUCCUGUGUGGUUUCCGCAUUCAACGAAAGCAAAGGUCCGCAAUGGGAGGCUUCAAGGGAAAUAAGAAGCUCGCUAGCGAUACCGAUGUGACUUUCAAGAGCCCGUUCGGAGGCGCCAUCAAGACUAGCGAGGCCCAGACGGAAGAAACCCCCAAUCUUGGAGCGACUACCAGAGGUCAUGAGAGACAGGGAAGCUGGGAGCUGGCUCAGCAAAAGAAAGAGACUGAGGCGGAUAAUGCACCCAAGGCCAGUCCUGAUUUUGACCACCAUGAGGAUGAGCAUGUCGAUCCUUUUCAGGACCCGGUCAAGCCGCAUGAGAGCGUCUAGAGGUUGGAAGAGGAGGUUUGGAGGCUUAUGCAGUUGUCAUGUUUUUCUGUCAUAGUAUGGAGAGACGGGAGAGGAUGCGGGAGGCUUUACCUUAAUACUACUUCAGGUAAUCUUUUUGAAUAUAUCAUGAUACCAGCAGACACAGUCCAUCUCCAGAUAGCACAAAGGAUACUUGUCAGCGUGCCUGAAUGUCGCCAGGGUCACUUAGAA